This is a messenger RNA of Macrosiphum euphorbiae (potato aphid), 2514 nucleotides long. The record is from the annotation of a GenBank genome assembly. NCBI's taxonomy places the organism in Eukaryota, Metazoa, Arthropoda, Insecta, Hemiptera, Aphididae.
AUGAAGUUCGAUUUUACUGAAUUACCAGUUAAUGUGGAACAAUACAUUCCAAUUUCAUCUUUUAACGAAUUUAAAGACUGCAAAUCACCAAAUUUACACGUUAAAACUCCAACCAAAAUGUACAAAAAAAAAUGUCCAAGAACAUCUAUCGAAUCUCCUCAUCUUCCAGCUACAUUAAAUGCAUCACCGUCUUCGCCAAUUUUAACUUAUGAAUGUUCUCCGUCAACAAGUUCUAUGAUCAAAUCAUUUAUAGAUAUGCCUUCGCCAAUUAGUACUCAAGAACGUCGAUUAAACAAGGCAAAAACAGUUCUCUUUCCUAUCGAACAAAGCCCAAAAAAGUCAAAAAAACAUCUUGAAGACUUAAUUCGAAAAAAAAAUAUACUGUUAAAAAAUAAAUCAUCUACUAUAAGUAAAUUAAAAAAAAAAAUACAAGUUUCUCGUAAUAAAUAUAAUUUACAUACUUUUAAAAAUAAUAUUAAAUUUUCAAGUUUUGGAUCAAAAGUCAUAGCAGAAAUGCAAAUGUUUCAUAAACGUAAUUCAAGGAAACCCUGGACACUAGCUGAAAAAAAUUUUGCUAUAAAUUUAUACUAUAAAUCACCUGCUACAUACAAAUUUCUUAGAAAUAACCAACAAAUAAUUUUACCAGGUGAAACUACGUUACGUAGGUGGAUAGGGAAGUCUAAAUUUUGUCCCGGUUUUAAUUCACUCUGGUUAAAGCAAAUUAAAAAUAAGUUGGAAACAAUGUCAGAUGAAGAAAAACACUGUGUUUUAAUAUUUGAUGAAAUGAAAAUAAAAUCUUUUUUAGAAUAUUCUAAGUAUUUAGAUAUGGUUGAAGGGUUUGAAGAUUUAGGACACAAAGGUAGAACGAAUAAAUUGGCUACGCAGGCCAUGGUUUUUGUUGUUCGAGGACUUUAUAGUAAUUGGAAAUUACCAUUGGCUUAUUUUUUAUCGGGUUCAUCAAUGAGUAGUUCAAUAUUAAAAGAUUUAAUUGUAGAUGUAAUCGAAAAAUGUACAGAUCUGGGUUUUAAUAUUGUGGCUCUCGUUUGUGAUCAAGGCUCCAAUAAUUAUUCAGCUCUAAAACACUUAGGUUGUUGCAAAGAAAAACCAUUUGUUGAAAUUAAAGGUAAAACUAUUUAUUCUAUUUUUGAUGUACCGCAUAUUUUCAAAAAUUUCAGAAACAAUUUUUUGAAAUAUAAUUUCAAAUAUAAAGGUCAAGAAGUAUCUUUUUCAGAUAUUAAGUUGGCUUAUAAUAUUGAUAAAACAAGUAAUACUAGUAGAGCCCUUUUAAAACUAACUGACAGUCAUAUGAACCCAAAUCCGUUUCAAAAAAUGAAUUGUAAACUUGCUCUUCAAGUCUUUAGUAAUUCAGUAGCAGCUGUUUUAAAAACAUGCAUUGCUACAGGUCAAAUAAAAUCAAAAACUGCCGCCGCAACCGCUGAUUUUGUUCAAGAAUUAAAUAAUUUAUUCGACUGCCUAAAUAGCAAAGCAUUAUACAGUUCCAACAUAUACUCUUGUGCUUUAAAUGACGACAAACCUUAUAUACUUAAUUGUUUAAUGAAAGCUAAAGAAUGGUGUACACAGCUGGAGUUAAUACAGCCUAUAAAAGUGUAUGGUAAAGUUCUUCCGUGUUUCGACGCCAUGAUAUGGAGCAUAAACGCAAUCAUAAUGAUUUAUAGACAACAAAAAAAUUUAGGUUUUAAAUAUCUUCUUACUUGCCGUUUAAACCAAGAUAUCAUAGAAAAUACUUUUUCGGUUUUUCGACAGCGUGGAGGUUUCAAUAGAAACCCGACUGCUCGUACCUUUAGAACAUCAUUUCGGUUUCAAGCAAAACAUAAUCUCAUGAAAGCCACUGAGUCAUCAAAUUGUGAAAAUUAUUUUGAUUACAAUUUAUUUGAUCCUGGUUCACAGAACGCAACGAUUUCUACACCUAACACAGAUAUAGAUACUUUAGUUGAAUCAGUUUCAGACUCAUUUGUAUCUUCGGAAGAGGAGGGUAAUUUCAAUCAAUGUCUCAAUAAUAAAGAAGAAGAAAUAACAUUAGAAACCUGUUCAAAUACAUACUUUGCUGGAUAUUUGGCCAAAAAAUGUAUAGAUCAAUUUAAAUGCACUAAAUGUGAAUCAAUAAUUUUAAAAAGUAACGAUUUUUUGUUUGAUGACCAAGAGUAUUUAAUUUUUUACAAACAAUUUGAAAGUGCCGAUAUUGAAAGAAGUAGUCUCAAAAAGCCUUCUGAUUUAUUUAUAAACUUUGUUUCUACAGCACAAAAGUGUUUAAAAGAUUUUGUAGAACUAAAUCCUCAUAAAAGAAAAUUGUGUGCAACCAUCCAACUAAAAAUAAAAAAUGAAUUGAUUUCUGAUUUAAAUUUUGAUCCAAACUGUGAUCAACAUAUUGAUUUUAUUAUCCAAAAAUUAAUAAUUUGUAAAUUAUUAAGGCAUUUUAAUUGGACAUCUAAACAUUUGAAAGGACGUUCUAGUGUACAAACAGUGAAUAAAUUAAAAAUUUUGAAAAAUGUUUAA